UUGACCAGUAUCUAGGCAGCUUGUACUAGGGUCCUGGAAAAACAUACCAGUUCUGGCUUCCACGACUUCCAUCGGUUGCUGUGCCUAACUCACUUGGAAAAAACAGAACUGGAUGUUCUUUAUGAUUGAAGGUCCUUAAAGAAGGGUGAAAGUGGAACUAAUGAAUACCUUUAUUCUGGAGUUUCAUAUCUGCUCUCCCAUGACGAGAUGUAUUGUGUAUUGGUCUUGAUCCUCUUACACUGUUGCAAACUGAAAGCUCAAGACAAUGUGGUCACCUUAAAUGAACCUGUACUCAGCGCCAGUCCAUCUAAAGAAGUACAGAAUGGCGAGUUAGUAACUCUCAACUGUUCAGUGGAAACAGUCAAAAGUGGCAAUUUUGUGCCGAAUUAUACAUUUAAAAUUUCCAGAUAUGAUGAUCUUCUGGUCAGUAUCACAUCAGAGCAAGAAUGGGUGUUGCAUAGAAUCUACCCAGCCAGAUUUUCUCAUUCUGGAGAAUAUUACUGUGAGGUUAAUGUUAACGGGAAAACAAAGACCAGCAAUGUUUUACUUCUUCGAGUAAAAGGAAUAAUGAAGCCAAAACUGACUGUUCAGAAAACACAAGUGACGGAAGGAGAAAAUGUAUUGUUACGUUGUGAAGUAACAGGAGAAAAUCCUCCUUUUUAUUUCACAUUUUAUAAAAUCCGACAUUCUCCAAGUAAUUCCUCAGUGAGUAAGACUAAGCUUGAAAAAACGGAAAACUUUGCAGAGGUGGAAUUUCCAGUCAAUGAGGGAGACACCCUUUUGUUUUUUGAAUGUGUUGUGAAGAUAUCUUUAGCAGUGGUGUCUGAGACAUCAGAACCCAGUAACAGAGAAGUCAUUGGUGUUGCUGAGCCAUUUUCUGUUCCCAAUAUAACCGUCUAUCCACCGAAUGUUGUAGAAGGAGACAAUAUUUUGAUAAAAUGUACUACUAUCCUAAGUCGUAGGCAUGAAAUUGAAAUGAUCCUCCAGAAGGACAAAAACAUCCUUAACAAUUCGAGGGGUGGAGAGUCUGUGACAUACUCUGCAGUAGCUACAAUGGAGAACAGUGGCAAUUAUACUUGCAAAGUGGAACUUGGGAGAGUGUCCAAAACUGUCACAGUGAAUGUUGUAGUGGCAGAGCUGUUUUCCAAACCAAUACUACAUACUUCUAAAAAAGACCUGGAUGAAGGUGGCACGAUAGAAAUGUCAUGUCUACUUAAUAGCUCAUUGCUGUUAAAUGUCUCACUCAUGAAGGAUAAUACAUUCUUGAUGGCCUCUACUUCUUAUGCCUUUACGGCCUACAUAGCUAACAGUGGAGUCUACGAUUGUAGGGCGGAGACUAAAGGAAUCAUCAAAAAGAGUGACCCUGUACGGAUACGUGUUUACUCUCCAGUUUCGAAGCCACGCUUCCUCUUUACUGAAGGAGCAGUGUUGGGACGUCCCUUUGUUUUACGCUGCUAUUCUGAGAAUGGAACUCUGCCUAUAACAUAUACGCUCUACAGAGGAAACAUAACCAUUGGCCAAACUGAGGUAGAAAACGAUGUACUAGCAGAGUUUAAAGAUAAUGCGACUACGGAGCACCGUCAAGGAGAAUACAAAUGUGAAGCUAAAAACGGCCAUUCUAAGAAAUUCCAGAGCAAUGGGCUCAACAUCACAGUGAUAACGCCAGUUUAUAAAAUAAGCUUGAGAAACCUUUUACAUGGAGACUUGGAAGAUGGCCAAGACCUUUUCCUGAUUUGCUCUGUUACCUCGGGAUCUUUUUUUAUUGAGUUCAACUUUUUUAAAGAAAAUGAAGCACAUUCUUUGCAUAAGGUAACAGAAAAUAAAAACUACGCUACUACUUGGCACAAACCGGGACUUACAAGCCAAGAUGCAGGGAAGUACUUCUGUACAGCUGACAAUUCUGCAAAAUCACGGUUACAGAGCAACCGAAUCAUCAUCAAGAUCAUUCUGGCUUCGUGGAAGAAAUGGCUCAUUGCAUUAUUUGUUGUGGUAAUCCUCCUUGGCAUGGGUGGUACUUUCUGGUGGUACUUCAGAAAGAAGGGAAAAGCUAAAGGCACUUCUAUGGAGUUGGAUGGCUCCAUGCCACCAAACAAUUCAAUGGGUGAAAAGCUGACACUGGGAACGAAUAAUGAUGGAGAAUUGUAUUAUGGACCAGGCUAUAAAGAAGAAGGUGAAAACCAUGUGAAAUCAAAAGAAGACAAUAAAGGACCUGACCUUGAGAACACUGAAGUGGAGUAUACUGAAGUAGAAGUGGCGGUUCCUGACCCCUACAGAGCUCCUGUAACAAAGAGGAACGAGACAGUUUAUACGGAAAUCAGGAAAUCUUUGAAUGAUGCUGGGGAAAAUAGAAAUUCUAGAAUAGAAGGUUCUCCUGAUGGGACUUAGAGAAGUAAACAAGAAACAUCGGCGAAAACAAGAUGGAGGCUGCUCUACCAGUCCCAAACAUUCAGCGGCACUUAGACGCUUUCAGAAGUCACGUUUUGCUUGAGCUGUUGGUAACCCCUGUGGGGUGAACGUGACAUCUACACAGUAUUACUGCUGUCCUGCCACUUCCACUAGUUAAAUAGUGACAUUCAGCUCAGCCUCCACUUAUAUGUUCUACAUUUUAUUCAGUGUCAUUCUAAUCAGUGAAUAUAUGUACAUGUGAUGAAUAUUUGCCACCUUUCCUGUUUUAAUUUUCCAAGCAAUUAUGGAUGAACCUGUCAAAAAUGAGGCCAUGUCUGGUCGCUUUUCUACAGUCUCAGUGAAAAGCAUUCUGGUCUAAGCAAUUGAUUUGUGGCCAGAAAUGUUGUUGGAAGCAAAACAACUGAGUUAUUACUGUCAGAUUGACAGGACUACUUCACACAUGAUCUUGUUCCACAUAAGAAAAAAAAAUAAUAACAUGUGAAAUGGCAUUAAUGUGGUCUAGAAUUUGUUGUCAUGUUUUGCACCAUCUAUGGUGGAUGGCUACUUGGUGAGAGAUGUAAAAAUAUUCAAAUACUUGCCCAUCUUCUGGCUCCUGUGUUCAUUUUUUUAAAGUAUACAAUAAUGAUAUCCUUGAAGAUAUUCCUUUUGAAAGACAGAAACUUUAAAAAUACUAGUUAAUUCUUCCAGCUAAUGGAGUUAUGUCCUUGUUCUUAUUCUGCGGAUUUGGGAAUGUCACACUGAAGCAAAAACAACCCCCUCAUUCUUAGCUGUUUUUUACUAUAAAACUUGGAGUAGCUUUGCAAAGAUUAUGACUUUUACAAAAUGCAAUUUCAGUGCAGUCAUGAGCAUUAAUUGUUCUUUGUCAAACAACUCCUUGCAUCUGAGAUGUUUCACAGAUAGUUGAACCUGGUUGUCUCCUGAAGCAAAACAGAGAUCAUUGAUACACGACAUCCCUGGCUGCAAACAGCGGGUUUAUAAGAUCCCGGAUUCAUAUUUGCAUAUGAUCUGCAGUUUUCUGCCUUUCCUCCAUUUCAUACAGAUAUCGAACUGAAUCUUUGAGCUGAAUUUUGCAGAGCAAAAAUCAGUCCAGAUUGUGAGGACAAUGAAUAGCCUAGAUAUGGUCAUCCCAGUAUGUACUGAAAUAUUUUAAUCCAGUUUUGUCUCUUUUUUAUGGAUGUCAUUAAAAAGGCCAAGAAGAAGGGGAAAUGAUACAGCAUAUAAAAUAUAGCAUGUAAUCUGCAGUAACGGAUUCAGUAGUUUCAUUAUGGUCAUGAAUCAAGAAGUAUGAAUGCUAUUGAUAUAUUUAGCCCUCAAAUCAUCAGGGUGUAUAAAAACAAUGAAAAAUUAACACACACAAAAUAUAGUUUAACUCCAAUAUACCUCACACUCAAAUGCAUUUAUAAACAAAACCAAUCUCACAUGAAGUAUCGCCUCUGCUUAUAGAACAACAUAUCAAACCAGAAGGACCGAUAGUCAUUUUGAAGCAAGGUUUGUUGUGACUCACACCACAAGAGUAAGCUGUUCCAGUUCACCCUAAUUAAAUAUUUAGUUUUUUAAUUUAUUUACUCCCUUUCCAUGAUUGCUGUAUUUUGUCUGUAAAAAGUUAAUGUUUUAAAACUAAAAGCUGGCAGGCUCUGUGCGACGCAUCUCUCUUGGCAAAUGUACAUAAGAAAACUCUUAAGUAUGCACCCCUAACCAAAUACUAUUACACUGAAUUUGAUGCAGUAUUUUAUUAAAGAAAUCAUCAGAAAAUAACUUGCAUCAGAAUUAUCUUUUUUUGUACAAAUAAAAUACCACAUGUGUGAAACUCUUUAUUAAGCACUGGUUCACACAGAAGGCUAUGUUGGAAGCCUGGGAACCAUGUCUAGUUGACAUAUUUGGUCCUAGACUGGGGAUGCAUGUGAUGGGAGCAAUCAUUCUGAAAUUAAGUAUGGCCUGGCCAGUACCUGGAAUGAAGAACUCUUAGAUUUUCAGCAGUGCAAUCCUAGACACCCUUCUAAGCCCAUUGACUGCAAUGGAUUUAUUUACUUAAU
Molecule: messenger RNA, 4439 nt
Organism: Gekko japonicus
Lineage: Eukaryota; Metazoa; Chordata; Lepidosauria; Squamata; Gekkonidae
Gene: PECAM1
Product: platelet/endothelial cell adhesion molecule 1
Exons: 16
Coding region: 208-2385 (725 amino acids)
Biological process (GO): cell surface receptor signaling pathway
Molecular function (GO): transmembrane signaling receptor activity
Source: RefSeq, a predicted model, not a curated record